AUGGCAGUCUCCAUACCCAUAGUGGCCAUCGUCACCUCUCUGCACCUCAUCGCCUUCGUUUUCGCCGUCGGUGCUGAACGACGCCGUAGCACGGCUAAGAUAGUGCCUGAUGAGUACGACGAGCGCACCUACUGCGUUUACGGGACGGACGCUUCUACGGCGUACGGAUUAGCGGCGUUUGGGCUGCUUUUCGUCAGCCAGACGGUGCUAAACGGCGUCACGAGGUGUCUCUGCUGCGGCAAAGGCUUAGUGACUGGCAGCUCCACCACUUGGACCGUCUUCUUCUUCGUCUUCUCCUGGACAAGCUUUUUGGGAGCCGAGGCAUGCUUAUUGGCAGGGUCAGCAAAGAAUGCGUACCACACCAAGUACCGGGGAAUCUUUAACGCAGAUGACUUGUCCUGUUCCACUCUGCGUAAGGGCGUGUUUGCAGCCGCGGCUGCUCUUACACUGUUGUCAUUGGCAGGGUCAAGUUUUUACUACUGGGCACAUUCCAAAGCUGAUACUGGGGGAUGGGAGAAGCACAGAAAUGAAGGCCUUGACAUGAGCACUUCUAAUUAUGCAAAUCAUGAGCAGCAGCAACAGCAAACCAGUGGAUUUGAGAAGGUAUAG
Molecule: messenger RNA, 609 nt
Organism: Prunus armeniaca (apricot)
Lineage: Eukaryota; Viridiplantae; Streptophyta; Magnoliopsida; Rosales; Rosaceae
Source: the annotation of a GenBank genome assembly